Molecule: messenger RNA, 3750 nt
Organism: Drosophila suzukii
Lineage: Eukaryota; Metazoa; Arthropoda; Insecta; Diptera; Drosophilidae
Gene: Polr2B
Product: RNA polymerase II subunit RpII140
Biological process (GO): DNA-templated transcription
Cellular component (GO): RNA polymerase II, core complex
Molecular function (GO): DNA binding; ribonucleoside binding
Source: RefSeq, a predicted model, not a curated record
CUUACCAACACUGCACAACGCCGCCAAACGCGUUGUCGGCAAACAUUUGUUGUGAAAUUUUCUACGUUUCUACAAGUUAAUUCAUUGCAAAACCAAUUAAUUGUUAUUAAAUAAUAAAGCUAAAGUGCUCUUGCACUUUGGAAAACCGAAAUCAUGAUGUACGACAACGAGGAAGAGCUGUACGAGGAGGAGAAUGCCGAGGAGAUCUCCCACGAGCUGUGGCAGGAGGCCUGCUGGAUCGUAAUCAACGCCUACUUUGACGAGAAGGGCCUGGUGCGGCAGCAACUGGACAGUUUCGAUGAGUUCAUCCAGAUGUCGGUGCAGCGCAUCGUGGAGGAUUCCCCGGCCAUCGAGCUUCAAGCGGAGGCACAGCACACAUCCGGCGAGGUGGAAACCCCUCCUCGAUUCUCCCUGAAAUUCGAGCAAAUCUAUCUGUCCAAGCCCACGCAUUGGGAAAAGGAUGGUUCACCUAGUCCCAUGAUGCCGAACGAAGCCCGCCUGCGAAAUCUUACCUACUCCGCUCCCCUCUACGUGGACAUCACGAAAACCAAGAAUGUCGAGGGACUGGACCCCGUGGAAACGCAGCACCAGAAGACUUUCAUUGGCAAGAUUCCCAUCAUGUUGAGAUCCACCUACUGCCUGCUAUCCCAGCUCACGGAUCGUGAUCUUACGGAGCUUAACGAGUGCCCGCUGGAUCCCGGCGGCUACUUCAUCAUCAACGGCUCGGAGAAGGUGCUAAUUGCCCAGGAGAAGAUGGCCACAAACACAGUGUACGUGUUCAGCAUGAAGGACGGCAAAUACGCGUUCAAGACUGAGAUUAGGUCGUGUUUGGAGCACAGUUCUCGACCCACUUCCACGCUGUGGGUAAACAUGAUGGCCAGGGGAUCGCAGAACAUUAAAAAAUCCGCCAUUGGACAGAGGAUCAUAGCCAUCCUACCGUACAUCAAACAGGAAAUACCCAUUAUGAUUGUGUGAGCAUUGGGUUUCGUGGCCGAUCGCGAUAUCUUGGAGCACAUCAUCUACGACUUUGACGAUCCCGAGAUGAUGGAGAUGGUGAAGCUCUUGGAUGAGGCCUUCGUGGUGCAAGAACAGAAUGUUGCCUUGAACUUCAUAGGAGCCAGGGGUGCCCGUCCCGGAGUCACAAAAGACAAGCGUAUCAAGUACGCUAAGGAAAUUCUGCAGAAGGAAAUGCUGCCCCAUGUGGGAGUCUCCGAUUUCUGCGAGACCAAGAAGGCGUAUUUCCUGGGAUACAUGGUGCACCGGCUGCUGCUGGCUUCCUUGGGCAGGAGAGAACUCGAUGACCGAGAUCACUACGGAAACAAGCGACUUGACCUCGCUGGUCCACUGUUGGCAUUCCUCUUCCGUGGGUUGUAAAACCUGAUGAAAGAGGUGCGCAUGUACACACAGAAGUUCAUCGAUCGAGGAAAGGACUUCAACCUUGAGUUGGCCAUCAACAACAUUAUUACGGAUGGUCUGCGGUACUCUUUGGCCACUGGCAACUGGGGCGACCAGAAGAAGGCCCAUCAGGCGAGAGCUGGCGUCUCCCAGGUGUUGAAUCGUUUGACCUUCGCCUCCACACUCUCCCAUUUGCGGCGUGUCAACUCGCUUGGUAGGGAUGGUAAACUGGCCAAGCCCCGUCAGCUGCACAACACCCUGUGGGGCAUGUUGUGUCCCGCCGAAACUCCCGAGGGAGCUGCUGUCGGCUUGGUGAAAAACCUUGCCCUCAUGGCCUACAUUUCUGUCGGAUCACAACCAUCUCCCAUUCUGGAGUUCUUGGAGGAGUGGUCCAUGGAGAACCUGGAGGAGAUUGCACCCUCCGCCAUCGCAGAUGCCACCAAGAUCUUUGUGAACGGAUGCUGGGUUGGCAUCCAUCGCGAUCCUGAGCAGCUGAUGGCCACGCUGCGCAAACUGCGUCGCCAGAUGGACAUCAUCGUUUCGGAGGUGUCCAUGAUCCGAGACAUCCGAGAUCGUGAGAUCCGAAUUUAUACAGAUGCGGGUCGCAUUUGUAGGCCACUCCUCAUCGUAGAGAACGGAUCGCUUCUGCUGAAGAAGACCCAUGUGGAGAUGUUGAAGGAGCGGGACUACAACAAUUACAGUUGGCAGGUCCUGGUGGCCUCCGGAGUGGUGGAGUAUAUUGAUACCCUCGAGGAGGAAACCGUCAUGAUCGCCAUGUCCCCAUACGAUCUGAAGCAGGACAAGGACUAUGCUUAUUGUACCACGUACACGCAUUGCGAGAUUCAUCCAGCCAUGAUCCUGGGAGUCUGCGCCUCCAUUAUACCCUUCCCCGAUCACAACCAGAGUCCGCGUAACACCUAUCAAAGCGCUAUGGGUAAACAAGCUAUGGGCGUGUACAUCACCAACUUCCAUGUGCGUAUGGACACGCUGGCCCACGUGCUGUACUAUCCAAUGAAGCCGCUUGUGACCACACGUUCCAUGGAGUACCUGCGUUUCCGAGAACUACCAGCUGGCAUCAACUCAAUUGUGGCCAUUCUCUGCUACACUGGCUACAACCGAGAUUCUGUCAUUCUGAAUGCCUCGGCUGUGGAGCGUGGCUUCUUCCGCUCGGUGUUCUACCGGUCUUACAAGGAUUCGGAGAACAAGCGUGUGGGCGAUCAGGAGGAGAACUUCGAGAAGCCUCAUCGCGGCACCUGCCAGGGAAUGCGGAAUGCUCACUACGACAAGCUGGACGACGAUGGAAUUAUCGCCCCGGGAAUUCGUGUGUCCGGUGAUGAUGUGGUUAUUGGCAAGACUAUUACGCUCCCUGAAAACGACGACGAGUUGGACAGCAACACGAAGCGCUUUUCCAAGCGAGACGCCUCCACUUUCCUGCGAAAUUCUGAGACUGGUAUUGUGGAUCAGGUGAUGCUUACGCUCAACAGCGAGGGCUACAAGUUCUGCAAGAUUCGAGUGCGUUCCGUGCGUAUCCCCCAGAUCGGCGAUAAGUUCGCCUCCCGUCACGGACAAAAGGGAACGUGUGGUAUCCAGUAUCGUCAAGAGGAUAUGGCUUUCACCUGCGAGGGCUUGGCACCAGAUAUCAUCAUUAAUCCCCACGCCAUUCCAUCUCGUAUGACAAUUGGUCACUUGAUCGAGUGCCUGCAGGGCAAACUGGGAUCCAACAAGGGCGAGAUCGGUGAUGCCACACCUUUCAACGAUGCAGUCAACGUGCAGAAGAUCUCAACGUUCCUGCAGGAGUACGGCUAUCAUCUGCGAGGCAACGAGGUCAUGUACAACGGACACACUGGACGCAAGAUUAAUGCUCAGGUUUUCUUGGGACCCACCUACUAUCAGCGUCUCAAGCAUAUGGUGGACGACAAGAUUCACUCCCGUGCCCGUGGUCCCGUCCAGAUCCUGGUGCGUCAGCCUAUGGAGGGUCGUGCCCGUGACGGUGGCUUGCGUUUCGGCGAGAUGGAGCGUGAUUGUCAGAUUUCCCACGGCGCCGCUCAGUUCCUGCGAGAGCGUCUGUUCGAGGUCUCCGAUCCUUACCGCGUGCACAUCUGCAACUUCUGUGGCCUGAUCGCCAUCGCCAAUCUGCGCAAUAACACGUUUGAGUGCAAGGGCUGCAAGAACAAGACGCAGAUCUCCCAGGUACGACUCCCAUAUGCGGCCAAACUGCUCUUCCAGGAGUUGAUGUCCAUGAACAUCGCGCCGCGCCUGAUGGUCAACUAAUCUUACAGGAUUCGCUGACCACUUAAUCGCCCUAAGCUAAAAGUUAGCAGUUAAUAUUAAAUUACCAUAAUUGUGACAACUCAA